UGUCUCUAUCCUUCCCCUUCGCUACUACUGGUCAGUUUCACCUCCAGCACUACCAAAAUCACUUCCUCAAACAUUUGAUUCUCACUUCACAGCACCGCCGCCAAUCCCCCAAUCCAAACCCUAGUUUCGCCUACAUCGAUCCAUGUCACUCACACUUCUUCACUUGUUUAUGUUCAGUUGCGUUCGAUUGCACAUGCGACUUUUCUGAGUUUAGCUAUUUUUCUUUUCAUCGAUUUGUGGGAGAGAUGAAGCGAGAUUUAGAUUCUGCGUCGAAUGCCGAGUAUCAACUCGUUGGUUCUCUCAGUUCAACUCCGGCGGUCUCGCCUCAGCCUCAAACUCAGGUGAGUUCUUGUGGAGAAGUUGAUGAGACAACCAGUUGUAAGAGAAUCAAAUCUACUCAAGUAAAUGGUUUCAUUGUUUACACUAGAAUAAAGAAGUCUAGGUUUAAUGAGCGUGAUAAAUUUGUUGGAAAAAUGGAUAGUAAGAGUCUAUACUUGGAGGAGCAAAAACUUGACUCUACGAGCUCUUCUGUUGACGAGAACCGAAAGCUGCCAGUGAUUGUAACUAAAACUAAAGAUGAUAUGGAUAUGGAAAAUGUAAAGGAUAGCAAUCUAACGGUAGAAAAGGUAACUGAAGAGCCUUUAGUUGAAGAGAGCACAGCUGUAAGAAAUGUAAAUGGAAAGAAAGUUAUGGUUGAAACUGUAGCCGGAGAUAGACAUAAAGGUUUGGAAACUAAGACCGAAAAGAGUUCCAUGGCAAGAAGCUUAAUUGAAGAAGGGCCGUUGAUUGAAGUUGUAAUUGGAGAGAGUGAUGUAGUAGAAAUGGCAACUGAGGAGAUCCCUGUAGAACCUUUGAUUAAAGAGAGCGCAGUUGGUUUUGACUCCCAGGGGAUUGAAAAUCUUAUUGAGGAUGAACUCUAUUGCAAAUUGGAUAUGUCCAUGUGGAUACAGGAGCCGAUUAGUGAGCCAGCGGAACCACUGACCAAGAAAGGAGGCAAUUGGGUUAGCCCAGUAAGAAAUGAUAUCCCGGCAAGGAGCUUAAGGAGGUUUACUAGGUCUGCCUUGAAACUGAAAGAGGUGGAACCCGUGGGGUGUCUGGACUCUGGACAACAAGAUAUAGAGAAUGAAAUAACUCCAAAUUUAGAUGAAGAAGUAACAGUAGAAGGAAAUUCUUUGAAAGCUCCAUUGAAGAAUCUAGAAUUGAAAAUGUCAAAAAAGAUUGUACUGAACAAAAGACCAUUGACAGUUAAGGAGCUUUUUGAUACCGGUUUGCUUGAUGGUGUCUCAGUAGUUUACAUGGGCAGCAUUAAGUCUCAAGCAUUUGGUCUCCGGGGCAUCAUUAAAGAUGGUGGCAUCUUGUGCUCAUGUUCAGUGUGCAAUGGAUGCAGAAUUAUCCCACCUUCCAAAUUUGAGAUUCAUGCUUGUAAACAAUAUAGAAGGGCUGCACAGUAUAUUUGCUUUGAGAAUGGUAAGAGCCUGUUGGAAGUGUUAAAAGCCUGUAGGAGUAUUCCUCUGCAUGCACUGGAAACAACAAUCAAGAGUACCAUCAGUGCUGCACCCGAAGAAAGAUCUUUCACUUGUAAAAGAUGCAAAGGAUUGUUCCCUAUAAAUUGUCUUGGCCAAGUAGGGCCUCUGUGCAAUUCAUGCUCAGAAACAAUCAAAUCUCAAGUCAACCCUACUUCUACAAAUGGACUAAGAGUUAGGUCAUCUGUACAAGUUUUGACCACAGAGUCAACAAGUACUUCAACACACAUUGUUUCAUCAAAUAAGGAUCAGCAGGAGAUAACACAAAAGGCAUUAGAACCAAAGACUAUUCCAAAGUUACCCAAAUGUCCACCGGUUUAUACAUCUUCACAAAAUAAAAGAGCACUGAAGAUAACAAGAAAGUCGUCAAGACCAGGAUUGACAGGAAAGACAUCCCGGAGUCCCUCAGCAUGUAUUCCUUUACGAAAUAAGAUUCAGUGGAAAAAAACAAAAAGGCAAAAAAAACCUGUUGUGCGAAAGUCAUUCAAAAGUGCUGUGCUCGCUCCUUCACAAAAUAAGAUUCAAUGGAGAAUAACAAUAAAAGACCAGAGAUUGCAUAAGUUGGUUUUUGAGAAAGAUGGAUUGCCGGAUGGAACUGAAGUAGCAUAUUAUGCCCGUGGACAGAAAUUGCUUGAAGGUUACAAGAAGGGGUUUGGAAUAUUUUGUCGCUGCUGCAAUUGUGAGGUCAGCCCUUCACAGUUUGAAGCUCAUGCUGGCUGGGCAUCUCGUAGGAAGCCGUAUGCAUACAUUUAUACAUCUAAUGGGGUGUCUCUCCAUGAAUUGGCAAUAUCUCUUUCAAGAGGUAGGAAGUAUUCUGCCAAGGACAAUGAUGACUUGUGCGUUAUUUGUGCCGAUGGUGGGAAUCUUUUGCUUUGUGAUGGCUGCCCUAGAGCCUUUCACAAAGAAUGCGCUCAUCUACCAAGUAUUCCUCGUGGUGACUGGUAUUGUAAAUAUUGCCUGAACAAGUUUGAAAGAGAAAAGUUUGUAGGAUACAAUGCCAAUGCUCUUGCAGCUGGACGAGUUUUAGGAGUUGAUCCUAUUGAACAAAUUAGUAGGAGAUGCAUUCGUAUCAUCAAAAACUUUGACACAGAACUCAGUGGAUGUGCAUUAUGCAGGGCUUCUGAUUUUAGCAGAUCAGGAUUUGGUCCCCGCACUGUAAUUAUAUGUGACCAGUGUGAGAAAGAAUAUCAUAUUGGCUGUUUAAGGAGUCAUAAAAUGGCAGACUUGAAGGCAUUGCCUGAAGGGAAAUGGUUUUGUUGCAUGGACUGCACAAGAAUCCAUUCAACAUUGCAGAAGUUGCAAGUUUCUGGAGCUGAGAAACUCCCAGAUUCUGUUUUGGAAGUCAUAAGGAAGAAAUAUGGGGAAAAUUCUGAUGCAGAGCUUGAUGUUGACGUUAGAUGGAGACUUCUUAGUGGCAAGUUUGCUUCUUCCGAAACUAGGUCACUACUUUCUCAAGCGCUUGCUAUCUUCCAUGAUUGCUUUGAUCCUAUUGUUGACUCAGUGACUGGGCACAACCUUAUACCUUGCAUGGUUUAUGGGUACUCGUCAGUUGUGUCCGCUGGAGUGCUUCGGGUGUUUGGAAGAGAGAUCGCUGAACUUCCUCUAGUGGCAACGAGAAUGGGUAACCAUGGAAAGGGCUACUUUCAGCUGUUAUUCUCCUGCAUUGAGAAGCUGCUUUCGUUCUUGAAUGUCGAGAGCAUUGUGCUUCCAGCAGCUGAGGAAGCAGAACCCCUAUGGAUAAACAAAUUUGGUUUCAAGAAGAUACAGCCAGACCAGCUUAAUCAAUACAGAAAGGACUGCUGCCAGAUGAUGAGAUUUAAAGGGGCAUCAAUGCUGCAGAAAGCAGUUCCUCCAUGUCGAAUUAUUUCUAGGAAUACAGGGUCUGUAGAACCUGUUAUCCAAUCGGAAUCUACAGAAUCCUGUGCCAAAGAAACCUUAUGACAAAAAGGUUGAACGAACAAGCCAAUUUUCAGAAGUGCCAUAUCAUUUCAUUCUAUGUUUCAGUCUCUUGUAUGAAAAGAAAACUCAACCCCUUCCCUCUCCCCAGAAAAGAAAAUUAAUAUAUGGGCAUGGACAGGAUAUACGAGUUCUCAUUUUUUUAAGUCUGAAGUGAAAUGAGUUCUUUGCAGAGAGCGGUUCGUUCAGAUUUUACUGGUUAGCUCAACUUGAUUCUUCUCUGUUCCAAGACUACCAGUAAGUCAAGGUAAUUGACCUUUUGAUUAUGAGGUGGUGUUGGAUGUGUACUGAGUACCAGUGCUAAUUGUAAUAUAUAAAAAUACAAUUCUCUC
Messenger RNA from Carica papaya (papaya), 3811 nucleotides. NCBI's taxonomy places the organism in Eukaryota, Viridiplantae, Streptophyta, Magnoliopsida, Brassicales, Caricaceae. The record is from RefSeq and is a predicted model, not a curated record.